This is a messenger RNA of Entrophospora sp. SA101, 492 nucleotides long. NCBI's taxonomy places the organism in Eukaryota, Fungi, Glomeromycota, Glomeromycetes, Entrophosporales, Entrophosporaceae. The record is from the annotation of a GenBank genome assembly.
AUGUCAUCAUCACAACCAAAAUCUGCAAAAUUUAAAAAAUUCACAAUCGCGAAUCCACGAUUCCAUUACUUAAAGAUUCAAAUAAAUUUUGAUACACCAAUAACAACAACAAAUAUCGUAAUUACAUCAUUAACACUUCGUUCCUUAAUUACAAAAGCGUUAGCUGAUGCUUUUGGAAUAAUCGGAUCUGAUCUAAAUGAAAAUAUGAAAAUGGAGGAAGAAGAUUAUUUUUUUGUUGGGGUAAUAAAAGUUGCCAAAGAUGAUUUAACAACGUUGUGGAAUGCUUUGACUUUAUUCAGUGCAACAUUAAACACUAGUAAUAAUGCCAUCUUAGAAAGAAGUGAAGAAAGUAAAGACAGCGAAGGACAUUAUUAUAAGGAUAUAAGCUUCGGAGUGAUUGGUAGUUCAUCAUAUUUAAUGGGUUUGUCUGGUGAUAGCAGAAGAUGGACUAAAUCUUUUUUGUUAAAGCAAAAUAACAAAAUGAUGUAUUAA